This is a messenger RNA of Besnoitia besnoiti, 618 nucleotides long. Its product is annotated as putative thioredoxin family redox-active protein. Lineage: Eukaryota; Apicomplexa; Conoidasida; Eucoccidiorida; Sarcocystidae. The transcript is spliced from 4 exons. The record is from RefSeq and is a predicted model, not a curated record. The coding region runs from base 1 to 618 and encodes 205 amino acids.
AUGGGCGUCCUGUUGUUCGAUAGGCUGCGCUCUCUCGCACGGUGUGCGUCUCCGCCUGUCUCUGAGAAGGACUACGUGCCUUACAACGCCGCCGCGCGGCUUGCUGCGGACGCCGAGGUGCUUGUUGUGAGUUCGCCACCUUCUCUGGAGCCUUCUGAAGGGCCGCCCGCCACGUCUUCGUCCCGCGCGCUGUGGCUCACGCCAGCCGCGCCGGUGCUUGAUGGGAAGUACGUUGGAAUUUUCUUCGGCGCAGCGUGGUGCCCUUCAUGCAAAACUUUCAUGUCGGCUCUCAUCCGCUUCUACAACUUUCUGCAACCCACGGGCAUGUUUGAAGUCAUCUACGUGCCGCUAGAUCGAAACAUCCAAGAAUACCGAGGCUUCGUGCAGGCCAUGCCCUGGUACGCGCUGCCCUUCAAGCAUCCAGGCGAGCUCCUGCGGCGAUACAAGGUUCGCUCGCUGCCGUCGCUCGUCCUCGUGACGCCUGACGACGCUGUGCUUACAGGAGACGCAGUCGAACUGAUCAAGGAGAGCGGCUCCACGGAGAAAUUCGCACAGAUCUUCCAAAGAUUCAGUGGCCCUGUCUCGCUCGGCAACAGAUUCCGCACGCUGUUUGGCUAG